Molecule: messenger RNA, 528 nt
Organism: Protopolystoma xenopodis
Lineage: Eukaryota; Metazoa; Platyhelminthes; Monogenea; Polystomatidea; Polystomatidae
Source: the annotation of a GenBank genome assembly
AUGCUGAGACUGACAAGACUCACCGACGAUUCCAGUAAAAAGUCUGUGAAUGUACCAAGUCCACAGGACUAUGCCAUGCAUCGUCAAAAUUACUAUGGCAAAGGACUUUGGACAAGACUUCUUCUCUUCUCUCCACUUCAGCAUACGUCUCGUCGAGCCGGUCUAAUCUGCACCAACUGCGACACCAACCAGACGACCCUGUGGCGUCGAAACGGCGACGGACAGCCGGUCUGCAAUGCUUGCGGACUCUACCAAAAGUUGCACGGAGUAAGUUCGGGUGAACUAGACGCGAAGGUCAUGACGUGUAGGCCCGUAGGGUUGACAGGUGUCGGACCGGAUUGCCGGGCGCCAUGGUUGCCGUCUCCUCCUCCCGGAGAAGACACGAAAUACCCAAUUGCUGGCCGGGCAAAUGGCGGGGCGCCAGUCGGGCUGACAGCUGCUGACUUGCCCAGUCUGGCGUUGGUACCAGCCCCCUUCGAGCGGGUCCCGGUCCCGGUCCCGGUGCCGGUGCCGACCGAGGCCGAAUAA